AUGGCGGCGGCCGCGGCGGCAGCGGCGGGUGACGAGGCGGCGACGCGCGACGUGCAGCGGCUGCUCGUGCAGUUCCAGGAUGAGGGCGGGCAGCUGCUGGGCUCGCCGUUCGACGUGCCCGUGGACAUCACCCCGGACAAGCUGCAGCUCGUGUGCAACGCUCUGCUGGCUCAGGAGGAUCCCCUGCCACUGGCUUUCUAUGUCCAUGAUGCCGAGAUCGUCUCCUCACUGGGGAGGACACUGGAGUCACAGGCGGUGGAGACAGAGAAGGUCUUGGACAUCAUUUACCAGCCACAGGCUAUCUUCAGGGUUCGCGCUGUGACCCGCUGCACCAGCUCCUUGGAGGGUCACAGUGAGGCGGUCAUUUCCGUGGCCUUCAGCCCCACAGGAAAGUACCUGGCCAGUGGCUCCGGAGACACAACAGUUCGCUUCUGGGAUCUCAGCACUGAGACGCCACACUUCACAUGCCAGGGACACAGACAUUGGGUCCUUAGCAUAUCCUGGUCCCCAGACGGCAAGAAGCUGGCUUCAGGCUGUAAGAAUGGCCAGAUUCUCCUGUGGGACCCAAGCACAGGGAAGCAAGUCGGCAGGGCGCUCACUGGCCACAGCAAGUGGGUCACAGCCCUGAGCUGGGAGCCGCUCCAUGCCAACCCCGAGUGCCGCUACGUGGCCAGCAGCUCCAAGGAUGGCAGCGUGCGGGUCUGGGACACGACCUCGGGGCGCUGCGAGCGCAUCCUCACCGGGCACACGCAGUCAGUCACCUGUCUCCGCUGGGGAGGGGACGGGCUUCUCUACUCGGCCUCCCAGGACCGCACCAUCAAAGUCUGGAGGGCUCAUGAUGGCGUGCUGUGCCGGACUCUGCAAGGCCACGGCCACUGGGUGAACACCAUGGCCCUCAGCACUGACUACGCCCUGCGCACGGGGGCCUUUGAGCCCGCUGAGGCCUCAGUGAAUGCCCAAGACCUCCGAGGGUCCUUGCAGGAGUUGAAGGAGAAGGCUCUGAGCCGCUACAACCUCGUGCGGGGCCGGGGCCCAGAGAGGCUGGUGUCUGGUUCAGAUGACUUCACCCUGUUUCUGUGGUCCCCGGCAGAGGACAAGAAACCCCUGGCACGGAUGACGGGGCACCAGGCUCUCAUCAACCAGGUGGUCUACUCCCCAGACUCCCGAAUCAUCGCCAGCGCCUCCUUCGACAAGUCCAUCAAGCUGUGGGACGGCAGGACGGGCAAGUACCUGGCCUCCCUGCGCGGCCACGUGGCUGCCGUGUACCAGAUCGCGUGGUCGGCCGACAGCCGGCUCCUGGUCAGCGGCAGCAGUGACAGCACGCUGAAGGUGUGGGACGUGAAGGCCCAGAAGCUGUCCAUGGACCUGCCGGGCCACGCAGAUGAGGUAUAUGCUGUCGACUGGAGUCCUGAUGGCCAGAGAGUGGCCAGUGGUGGGAAGGACAAGUGCCUCCGGAUAUGGAGGAGAUGA
Messenger RNA from Rangifer tarandus platyrhynchus (Svalbard reindeer), 1470 nucleotides. The record is from the annotation of a GenBank genome assembly. Lineage: Eukaryota; Metazoa; Chordata; Mammalia; Artiodactyla; Cervidae.